Dermatophagoides farinae (American house dust mite) is the source of this 1230-nucleotide messenger RNA. Lineage: Eukaryota; Metazoa; Arthropoda; Arachnida; Sarcoptiformes; Pyroglyphidae. The record is from RefSeq and is a predicted model, not a curated record.
CGAAACUUUUCCUUCGUAGAUCCAUGCUUUUUAGUUGUUAAAUGCUUCGUCUGCAAGUGAUGAUGCUGUUUUUGAUUGGAAAAAAUUCAACAAUUUUUACCGCUUCUAGAUUAUAUCGUUUCAAUUAUCAAUAUCGUCGUUUUUCAUCAAAAAUGUUGCUUGAAGAUUUUCUUGUUAAAAUUGGUGAAAAAAUUCCAUUACAAUUAGCAUGUGAAUGGGACAAUGUUGGAUUGUUGGUGGAACCGAUGGAAAAAUUUCAAAUCAAACGUAUAAUGUUAACAAAUGAUUUGACCGAAAAAGUUAUGGAUGAAUCGAUCGUUAAAAAUGUCGAUCUAAUCAUCGCUUAUCAUCCACCAAUUUUUCGUCCAUUCAAAUCGAUUUGUCAAUCAAAUUGGAAAGAACGAAUUAUUGCCAAAUGUUUAGUGAACAAAAUUGCCGUCUAUUCACCGCAUACAGCACUUGAUGCCAUUCAUGGUGGCAUUAAUGAUUGGCUUCUUGGACCAUUUAAAUGUUCAAAUAUAAGACCAGUGGAAAUGUCAACACAAAAACCUAAAUUUCAAUAUCAAAUUCAUCUAAAUGAUGGCGAAAAACAAGAAUCAUUUAUUUUUGAUCAAUUGAAAGCCAUGAAUAUUCCAGCUCAAAUAAAUAAAUCCCAUGGAUUAAUAUACUGUAAUGGUGAUAUUUUGCCCAUAAUAUUGGACAAAAUCAAUAAACAAGGAACAAUAUUAUCAUCGAUAACUAGCUGUCAAAAAUGGCCAAUUUUACGUGAAGGAAUGGGUCGAAUUGGAAAAUUAUCGGAACCUAUAACGAUUAAUCAGAUUGUUUCUACAUUGAAAACAAAUCUAGGCUUAGAUAGAAUUCGUUUAGCAUUAGCCGAUAAUCAUGCCGAUGAUACUAUGAUUCAUUCGAUUGGUGUUUGUGCUGGAUCCGGUUCAUCGAUCCUUCGACAAAUACGACCAUCAAUAGAUUUUUUCAUUACAGGCGAAAUGUCUCAUCAUGAAGUAUUGGAUGCCAUUCAUUCAGGAACAUCGAUAGCAUUAUGUGAACAUUCAAACACUGAACGAGGAUAUAUUCGUAAUGUUUUAUAUGAUUAUUUUGUUGAAAAUUUUUCAUCAUUAUCGAUUUCAAUGUCGGAAGUGGAUAGAGAUCCACUUCAAAUUGUUUGAAAAAAAAUCAUCACCAUUUUUAUUCACCUCUACCAUUCAGAAAAAAAACAAACAACAAAUCGAC